AGCGCGUCCGCCCACAAAAGCCACAGCUAUCUACCCGUAUCUUCCCCCCCUUAAAAAAACCAAUUGUGCACGAAAAAAGGGAAUACGCGUGAAAUAAAAACACUGGUUACGGUUUGUUUUCGGUGCUUGACGGACGGCGACGAGGCGUCCCCUGCGUCGUCGCGCGGGAGAAACAGCGGCGCGAGGCAGGAGCAGAGAAGAGGGUGUUGUCCUGAUGCUUAAAUGGAAGUGGGUGGGCCUCCGCGGUCACACACUGACAACUUCUCUGUGGAUAUCUCUCUGACAAGCGCCAAUUUGCUCGUUUAUGGACUGUCUAUCCGGUAAAAGAGACGUACGACGGGGCUGCGAGAGGGCCGACGGGCCGGGGACGGUCACUGUGUUGUGGGUUAUUUCCGUUAUCUGCUUUGCUGCUUGAUUGUGCCUGCGCUUGGCACCGCCCUUCCUGGCCGGUGGGUGGUUUCGUCAAACGGGCAGAAUCCGCCACGGCCCAGCCGCCGAACAUAUAGGCCGUCCUCCGCCUCUGUACCCGGCCGGCCUUCUACCGUGAACUACACCCUCUCCCUCUCGGUAUAUUAAUGCGUUAUGAGUGACUCGAAGAAAGAAUCAUCUGGAACUGAAGGAGGGAAAGCAUCUAAAAAGGGGAAAAGUUCUGGAUCACAGGAUUCCUCUCAGCCCUCUCCAUUGGCUCUGCUAGCAGCCACCUGCAGUAAGAUUGGAGGGCAGGGGGGAACAGAGGUGGCCCAGACCCAGGCAGGGGCCCAGCAAAUUCAAGUCCAGGCUGGUCAGAUCCAGCUCCAGGCAGGUCAGCUCCAGGGCCAAAUAGUGGUGGACGCCGCUGGGGGUCAGGCCCUGGUGCCCCAGCAGCUAGAACUGGUCCCCGCUCAGUUCACGGGGAACGGCUGGCAGAUCAUUGCAGCAGCGCCAACUAUGGCCAAGGAGAACACCAAUCAGCCUGUAGCUGUGACGGUGGCCACCACAUUGGCCAAUGACAGCUCACCUGGUGGACGCAAGGUGAAGGCAGUAGGCGGGACCAACAGUGUUGUAGCCAGUCAACAGCAGCAGCAGCAACAGCAGCAACAGCAGCAGCAACAGUUCCAGAUCAUUCAGGUUCAGAACCUGCCCAAUACAGGUGGCGGGGUCCAGUAUCAGGUCAUCCCACACUUGCAGACUGCAGAUGGGCAGCAGAUCCACAUCAGUCCAGCCCAGACAACCUCCAUUGGGGCUUUACCGGAACAAGUUCAACUCAUCCAGACCCCAAGUCCAGGCCAGACCCCGACCAUCCUCCAGCCAGCUAACCAGCAGACCAUCUUGACAAGUACAGCCAAUCAAACAGUCCCGCUGCAGAUUCGCCCUGCCCAGUCUUUCCCACUUCAGCUGCAGACUCUGCAGGGCUCCCAGACUCCUGUUAUGACUACAGUACCCAUAAACCUUGGCGGCAUGACCCUAGCUUUACCUGUGAUUAAUAAUGUUGGAGGGGGUGGGGCUGUGCAGCUAAUCCAAUCAGCAGAUGGCACAUUUUCUGUUGCCAAUGGUAACCAGCUGGUGACAACAGCCGUGUCUGGAACGGCUCCUACCACAACUGGUUCGACAGUGGCGGUGCCUGAAGGUGAAAGCGUGUCUGAGGGGGCACAAGUGGUUUCUGCUGGAUCAGAGGGUGGAACAGCUGACACCCAAGCACAGAGCACUGAGGCGGACUCUCAAAGCCAGAACCAAGCUAAUGGGCUACAGAACCAGACAGAAACAGCAGGAACCAUCCAGCAGGUGAUCGUGGGCCAGGUCGGGCACCAGCUGGUGCAGCAGAUCCAGCUGCAGCCCCAAGCGCAGGGUCAGAGUCAGGCCCAGGGUCAGCAACAACCUCAGCACAUUCAGACCCUCCAACUGGCCCCAGGACAAACCUUGCAGCCCAUCCAGGCAUUCCAGAACCCUGCCCAGGUCCUUAUUCGUACCCCAACCCUGUCGCCUUCUGGACAGAUCACCUGGCAGACCUUGCAGCUGCCCGGCGGGGUGUCCCUGCAGGGCGGUCUGGGGACUGCCGUGCCACAGCAGCUGACACUGGCUCCAGUAGCCAGUGGGACAACAGUGGGGAGCGGAGGGCUGGUGUCCCUCAGUGGAGCUCCACUUACACUGAGCGCUGCCCAGAUUAACCCGGGGUCUGGGGUGCAGACGGUCAGCAUCGCAGGACUGGGCACUGCUGGGGUUCAGGUGCAGGGUGUGCCCCUCACUAUUACUGGUCUACAGGGUCAACCACAGGGUCAGGAUGGGGUCAAAGUUCAAUCGUCUCCUGUGACGGUCACCGUGGGCAACGUGGCAUCAGGCUCAGCGAUGAGUCCAGACCAGCUGGGCUCCGUUCAGAGCUCUUCGGACCAGGAGGGACCGCCAAGCAAGCGGCUCCGUCGGGUUGCCUGCUCUUGUCCGAACUGCAGGGAUGGAGAAGGAAGAAACAGUGGAGAUCCUACAAAGAAGAAGCAGCACAUCUGCCACAUGGAAGGCUGUGGGAAAGUGUACGGCAAAACGUCUCAUCUGAGGGCCCACCUGCGCUGGCACACAGGCGAGAGGCCCUUCGUCUGUAACUGGAUCUUCUGUGGCAAGAGGUUCACCAGGAGCGACGAGCUGCAGAGACACAGACGAACACACACAGGUGAGAAGCGUUUUGAGUGUCCUGAAUGCUCCAAGCGCUUCAUGCGCAGCGACCACCUCUCCAAGCACAUCAAGACCCACCAGAACAAGAAGGGCGGAGCCGCCGUGGCAAUUAUCACCACUGACGACAUGGAGGAAGAUGCCACCGAAGGCCUGGGCGCAUCCCCUCAGAUAGUCGCUGUGGGGACCCUCUCUCGUGACUCUGACCCAGCUACGCCCACAACUUCUAAUCACCUGGAGGAAGAGGAGGAGGAAGAGGAGGAGUUUGAAUAGGCAACACAUUUCCUAGGCUGGCUUCCUGUUUUUUUGGAAGUCUUUGCAGGGCCUGAAAGGGGUGGCUGCUUUUGUUUGUUUAGGUUUUGGGUUUUUUUGUUAUUUUCCAUCAUUUAAAAAAUGUCUCUUAUGAAAAGGGACUCAAAAGAGACAAGAUCAUGUGAUAAAGAGAAACCGAAUAAUAUAAACAACACAAUCUAAAAAAAGCUAACAUAUAAUAACAGAAACAUUGCAUUAUGUGUAAGAAAGACGAGUUUGACAUUUACAAACUGAAUCUAUAAGAAUUCCAUGCGCGGUGGGGGAAGUAUGUAAGACUUUGGGCCAGAUUUACUAAGGCAGUGUAAAUUAACAAGCCAUGAAAAUGCCAUGAAGGGAGUGGCCAAUUUUAGCACGGGAUCUAACAACGUACCAGUUAAUUUCAGUAAUGACCUGUACUGGUUUACUAAGAUGAGCGCAAAUUAGUGCAGAGCCAGACUGUGCAUAAACCACCUCAUGAGGGAGCAGAGAAUCAGCAGGAGGAGGAGUUUUCUGUGGUAGAGAUAAUGGAGUUAGUGGAUAAAUGUAAUGUAGCCUUAAAUACUAAAAUAGUGACUAAAAUACUUAGAACUGUUCGUAAAAGUAUAUCAGAAUAACUAUUGUGAGUAGAGAGGAGUGUUCCACAGAGGAUGCUAUUGCACAUGAUGCAAAGGACACACACAGAGAAGACACCUGUAGAACGCCACAGCAGUCACUCACUCCCAUAAUUCACAAACACACUGGUCAAAGCUGAGCACAGUAACACAGGAAUCAUUAUACGCUGUUUGCAUCGGUUACAGAACCAGGUAAAACACUGUAAAUGUCAUUGAGCUGAAGAGUUCAUGUGUUUCAUAUACUGGAACUGUUUUGUCACAAAGCCUCAAAACUUGAUGUGAAAGUAAAACCUUUGCUCGACUUCUUGUUAAGCCUCCUGGUGAUUUGGUAACGUUAUGACGUAAUUCACCACAGGACCAGGAAGAGGGUGAAAAUGUGGACUGUUUUGAUAAAGCCUUCCGCUGUCUUUUAUACACAUUUGUAAAAGUGAAGUAAAAUUCUCUCUCCUAAAACCUGCUGUUUGUUCUCAGCAGCGCCAUAACUAUCACAGCCACAUGAGACACAAAUGUGCUAUAACAUGUUUUUUAAAUUUUAUUUUAGAAUAAUGCAAACAGCAGUAAAGCGACAACCUUAAACAUUAAUGAUCCACUUAUUUCAAUAUUCUCCUCCCUGACAGGUAAGGUUCUACAAAUACAUGUGCAGUUCAGGCUGACGCUAAACAGUGUCCAGGCCUUUACAGGGUUACCUUUGAAAUGCACCUCAAGUCAAUCUUGACAAUAUUUUUUUUUAAACCCCCAAUAAGGGUUUAUACCGGCGUUAGUAAAUCUGGCCCUGGAUUAGCACAAGACAGGGGGACCUCCUGAAACGAAAACCAUUCAAACAUCAAGAGACAUUUUCUUAAUCGCAACAGAAUCUAUCUCUAUGCACAAAGUUGUGUUCCUGUUUCAUACACUUCAGACAGCGCUGAGGGUCAAUCAUGGUACAGGUGUGUUGCAAGAGCAGGGGCAGUCUUGGGAUAAGUGUGUGUGUGUGUUAGUUCAGUUUUGUGUGAACUGUAUGAAUGUAUAUUCCCAUGCUGCCGUGGAAAGGAUCUACCUAAUUUGAGUUUUAUUUAUGGUUCAGGUUUCGAAUCAGAUUCAGGUGUCGAUUUCUUUGUGACCAGUCAACGGAUAAACUGUUAUCGAAAAAGAGAGGGGAUAAUUCUAAAAAAAAAAAAAAAAAAAAAAAAAAAAAGUAGAAAAAAGCACAUAUAAAAAGAUUUAUAAAUAAUGCAUUCCUAUCGGUGCAGUGGCCAUUAGAAAUAAAAGGUUUCUAUAGAGAAAAACAAUCUAGCUUUCUACAACUUUGUUUGUGUAGUGAAAGCAAUACUAUAAUGACAAUCCUAGUGAAACCAUGUUUACAUUGUCAGGGGAAGUUUUUCUGUUCAUAAAAUAAGCCCUAAGUUCGCUCUGUGUUAAAGGGAAACAUCGAAUAGCAGUGCUGUUGUCGCAGUAAACCUUUGCAAAUACCGUCAUCAUAAUAUUGGUGCUGCAGCCAUUCGGUAGACAAUUGCAGCCGUGUUUGAUGUGAAUUCCGGGUUUUCCCUCCUGUUCUAAGACGUAAGUGCACCUACGGUAAGACGGCAAAACCGAAACCCGAUAAAAAUGAAAUAUUUGGGGGGUUUUUCAUCAUCUGUAUUGCUUGCAUAAUUAGACUUGUGUGUUUGCUUCAUCAAUGAGCAGAUUUGUUUGCAAUUAUUUGAGUUUUGUUUUUUCAAAGGCAGUAAUAAUAUAUGUUGCAAAUCAUGCAAAAAUGCUUAGUGUUUAAGUUGAAUACGACUAAAAAAAAAAACAACCCAUCAAAGCACCCAAGGCUCCACAAACCUGAGGGGAAAGCCCAGGGGGGGUUCUGUGCGACUGUUUACCAUCGGAUGGUUUUUGCACAUUUCAAAAUGGUUUAGUCUGACAACGGUACUGUCCCUGGUGUUACUUUUUGCUUCCUGUGCUCCAGUGACUCCCUCCCUCCCACACUCCCACUCCCACUCCCACCUCUAACCCUGCUAAUGUGACCGAUGUACCACAAUUGCCUUAACACAAGCUGUUGUACAGAGGGAACUUCAGAGCGAGGUGGAUGGAGACACAACACAAGGGGGGAGGGGGGUUGUGUGUUAUGUAUGUGUCGGUGCGGGUCACACACACUCCAACAUGCCCCGAUGACACCACACACACACAAACACACUUUUGGGUGGAAUGGGGGGGGGGGCAUACACGGGGAGCAGAGCUGGGGUCCAUUUGGUGAAAGAGAGAGUGAUACGAGCGGUGGGUGGGAGUGGGUUGGGGUAUUUAGCUAUGUGGAUAUUUUGAGCUGUUUUCUGGUGGUGUUGCUCUGUAUUAGUUCAGUGCGUACAUUCUUUUGAAAUUUAAAGAUACUUUUAUUUUAUAGAGUUUAUCCGUUUUUAAAAAAAAAAGUCCCCUUGCGUUACGUUAACACACAGGACCCCACUGUGUAUGGCUAACUUAUUAUUUAUCCUUGAUUUGUAAUAUUUGCCUUUUGCUGGACUUGUAUUUGUGUGAGUUGAUUCUGAAGUUGUGUACAGCAUGUUUCAGUUUUUUGCCGUAGUGCUGCUUCUCUCUUCUUUACUCUUUGUGCUUCUACUUUCUUUUCUACGUCUGAUCAUUGCUGUUCAUUUCUUCUUCUUCUCUUCGCGCCAUAAAAUGUGUUUUUUGACAAAUGAAACAACAAAAAAGAGGAAGAAAGCAAAAAAGUAACUAUCGUUUAAAGUUUGAAAAAGGUUGAUACCAAACAAAUUUAGAUGUUUUUGGUAAUAUUUUGUGUGACGACCAACUUUUUUUCUUUGAUAUUUUGUAGUGACAUCUCAUUUGUAAAUCUUUUUCUAAAGAUGUUUGUUCGUCUCCAUGACAUUUGAUAAUGGUUUUUUGCCAGGUUAGCCUCAAAGGCUCCAGUUUAUUGAUAUUUUUAAAACUGGUUUGUACAAAGGUGUUAUGUCAAUUUAAAAGAAAAGAGGAAAAAAGGACAACUUCAAGGAGAAAAAAUGCUUUGCCUGCAUAACACUUACAAUAAAGUGAUUAAAAUGG
Messenger RNA from Sphaeramia orbicularis (orbiculate cardinalfish), 6554 nucleotides. It is a transcript of the gene sp4, whose product is annotated as sp4 transcription factor. Gene Ontology annotation, molecular function: DNA-binding transcription factor activity, RNA polymerase II-specific; RNA polymerase II cis-regulatory region sequence-specific DNA binding. NCBI's taxonomy places the organism in Eukaryota, Metazoa, Chordata, Actinopteri, Kurtiformes, Apogonidae. Gene Ontology annotation, biological process: regulation of transcription by RNA polymerase II. The record is from RefSeq and is a predicted model, not a curated record. Bases 583 to 2910 code for a protein of 775 amino acids. The transcript is spliced from 7 exons.